Molecule: messenger RNA, 567 nt
Organism: Procambarus clarkii (red swamp crayfish)
Lineage: Eukaryota; Metazoa; Arthropoda; Malacostraca; Decapoda; Cambaridae
Source: RefSeq, a predicted model, not a curated record
AUGGUGAGGACUAGGAGUGAUGUCACUGUGACGUCAUACUGGUCAUGUCAUGCAAGUUUUGGGCCCGACUGGAAGCAGGCAGCCCAGCAGGCAAGCCCAGCAGGCAAGCCCAGCAGGCAAGCCCAGCAGGCAAGCCCAGCAGGCAAGCCCAGCAGGCAAGCCCAGCAGGCAAGCCCAGCAGGCAGCCCAGCAGGCAAGCCCAGCAGGCAAGCCCAGCAGGCAAGCCCAGCAGGCAGCCCAGCAGGCAAGCCCAGCAGGCAAGCCCAGCAGGCAAGCCCAGCAGGCAAGCCCAGCAGGCAAGCCCAGCAGGCAAGCCCAGCAGGCAAGCCCAGCAGGCAAGCCCAGCAGGCAAGCCCAGCAGGCAGCCCAGCAGGCAGCCCAGCAGGCAAGCCCAGCAGGCAAGCCCAGCAGGCAAGCCCAGCAGGCAAGCCCAGCAGGCAAGCCCAGCAGGCAGCCCAGCAGACAGCUCCCUCUACUCCCUCCAAAGACCAUGGGUGCCAAACAGAUACCAUCAGCGGUGUGUAUUUGACCAGCCAACCUAAGAACCGCCGCUUGAAAUCUGUGUAA